AUGGUUAAGCUUACCGAGGUCGAAGACGAGCACUUCAAGGAGAAGCCUACCACGAGCAAGGACGAUGCUCUUCUGGUCAGCGACGAGGAGGAUGACGACUUCACAGACACAGAAUCCGAGAUCUCGUCCGACUCCUACUCCAUCCUCGAAGAAGAAACCCUGCUCGAACGCCUCGCUGCUCUUCAAGACAUCAUCUCCCCAUCCUCCCGCCGCAAGAUCUCCAACGUUUUCUCCUCCAUGACCUCAUUUACCAAAUCAACUUUCUCCUUCGGUGGAAAGACCUUAUGGGUCGUGAGCACCAGCGCGUUCUUGCUCGGCGUGCCGUGGGCAUUGGCCUUGGCCGAGGAGCAACAGUAUGUGCAGAUGGAGAGGGAGCAGGGGAUGAUCAAGGGUGCCAACGAAAUGUUGACGCCCGGUGCUACGAGUGCCUUAACCCAACAGCCCGCGCAGCCGACGUUGUAA
This is a messenger RNA of Ophidiomyces ophidiicola, 462 nucleotides long. It is a transcript of the gene tom22, whose product is annotated as mitochondrial import receptor subunit Tom22. Gene Ontology annotation, cellular component: mitochondrial outer membrane. Bases 1 to 462 code for a protein of 153 amino acids. The transcript has 3 exons. Gene Ontology annotation, biological process: intracellular protein transport. The record is from RefSeq and is a predicted model, not a curated record. Lineage: Eukaryota; Fungi; Ascomycota; Eurotiomycetes; Onygenales; Onygenaceae.